AAGAAAAGCUUGCUGCAGAGAACACAAAUACACAAAGUUGGAUCAUCAUCCAUCCUAUUAUAAAAGCGAAUUCCUGUUUUAGAAAUUUGUCUUGUUUCAGCGAUCAAGCAUUUUUGAUUCUCCAAUUUUAAAUUCCUGACCGGUAUUCUUUUAAUUAGUUUUCUAAGAUGUGGGCGGCUUCUUGCCUUGCGUCCUGCUGUGCUGCGUGCGCCUGCGAUGCAUGCCGAACUGUCGUAUCAGGAAUAAGCAGGCGGUCAGCUAGGAUUGCUUACUGCGGUUUAUUUGCUUUGUCUCUAAUUGUCUCAUGGAUUCUCCGUGAAGUUGCAGCUCCUCUCAUGGAAAAGCUUCCUUGGAUUAAUCACUUUCAUAAGACCCCCGAUAGGGAGUGGUUUGAAACUGAUGCCGUGCUGCGUGUUAGCUUGGGAAAUUUUCUCUUCUUUACUAUUCUCGCCAUUAUGAUGGUUGGUGUCAAAAAUCAGAAGGAUCCUCGUGAUGGUGUACACCAUGGUGGUUGGAUGAUGAAAAUCAUCUCUUGGUGUAUUUUGGUUAUCUUUACAUUUUUCCUUCCAAAUGAGAUUGUCAGCUUCUAUGAGUCGAUAUCUAAAUUUGGAUCAGGAUUCUUUCUUCUUGUUCAAGUUGUGCUUUUGUUGGAUUUUGUUCAUGGAUGGAAUGACAAGUGGGUUGGAUAUGAUGAACAGUUCUGGUACGUUGCUCUAUUUGCCGUAUCACUUGUUUGCUAUUUGGCAACAUUCGUCUUCUCGGGAUUUCUUUUCCAUUGGUUCACACCAUCUGGACAGGACUGUGGGUUAAACACUUUCUUCAUUACCAUGACCCUGAUUUUUGCAGUUGUUUUUGCUAUUGUCGCACUGCACCCUGCUGUAAAUGGUAGCAUUUUGCCGGCUUCAGUUAUAUCUGUAUACUGCAUGUACCUAUGUUACAGUGGACUUUCCAGUGAACCAAGGGAUUACGAGUGCAAUGGUCUUCACAAACACUCAAAAGCUGUUUCCACAGGAACCUUGUCUAUUGGUCUGCUUACGACUGUCCUAUCUGUAGUCUAUUCUGCAGUACGUGCUGGAUCCUCUACAACUCUUCUCUCACCACCAAGUUCACCUCGUGCAGGGAAACCAUUGCUGCCUUUGGAAAAUAAGAUAGCAGAAGAGCAUGAAGAGAAGGAGAAAAGUAAGCCAGUCACAUAUUCUUAUGCUUUCUUCCACAUCAUCUUUUCUCUUGCUAGUAUGUAUUCAGCAAUGCUAUUGACUGGUUGGUCAACCUCGGUUGGGGAGAGCGGAAAGCUAGUUGAUGUCGGGUGGCCUUCUGUGUGGGUCCGGAUUAUCACGGCCUGGGCAACUGCAGGUCUCUAUGUUUGGUCUCUGCUUGCUCCUGUUCUCUUCCCAGAAAGGGACUUCUGAGUCUCCUAUUGGUGCCAACUGCCACCCAUAUUAAUGGAUGGUCACAUUAGUGUGUAUAUGUGAUGUAAUUGCAACUUUCUGAUUGUAUGGACGAAUGUUGGUUAUGACAUGGUAAAACAGGCAUUACUGCA
Messenger RNA from Mercurialis annua (annual mercury), 1540 nucleotides. RefSeq lists its product as uncharacterized. Gene Ontology annotation, cellular component: membrane. The record is from RefSeq and is a predicted model, not a curated record. The transcript is spliced from 7 exons. Lineage: Eukaryota; Viridiplantae; Streptophyta; Magnoliopsida; Malpighiales; Euphorbiaceae. The coding region runs from base 168 to 1409 and encodes 413 amino acids.